AUGGAUCCAGAGCAGACAUUUAUACGAGUUCAAGAAAGGUUUUCUCAGAUGCUAACCCCAAGAGUCAGGGCUGCUUUGGAGUAUAUAUAUUUGUUCAUUGCCAUCACUCUUUUUUGCAUUCUUGUUGUUAUGCACGCUAAUUAUGUCCAGCAGCCUGGAUGUUCAAGUCAGCUAUCUGGAGUUGAAACACGGGAAGCCCAGCUUAUUCAAAUCAAGAUAACUAGUGCAGGUUUGUGGUCACAGAAUGAGUCUGAAUCAAAUGUGUUUAUUGAUGAUGGUGGUGGUCAUGAUGAUGUUCCUGAUGAGCAUGUGGUCACUACUGUAACCGAUAAUCAAGUUGAAUUGCCGAUUGCCGAUCAGGGAGAUGGAGGAGACAUUUUUUUGGCUGCAAAGUUGUGGUUUAAUUGGAUUGGUUCUGGUGCUCGCAAGGGCAAACUGGAUUUCAAGUUCUGGAAGACUACUGAUCCUGAUAAUGUUCCUGCUGCGGCUGCUGCUGCUGCUACUAAAACUGAUAAGCUAGACACACGCAAUAGUUUUCCUAUAUCAGCUAAGGAAACUGUUAAAGCAGCCGUCAUUCAUUUUGGCAAAAAGUGGCAUCGCCGUCUAUCUUUCAUUUGGAGACAUGUAAAGCAAAUCUUGCGAGGUUUCCAGAAGCUGUGGGAUAUUACAGGCAUACAUUUAAACCUUGAUGUUCCUAAGUGGAUGAGAAUACUUUACUUGGACAGGCUUAACUCUUAUGCUGAUUUAGCUGUGGAACUGAAUAUGCCAUUCUUUCAGUGGCUUCAGAAAGCAACCGAAGUAAAGUAUUUUCUCUUUGCUAAACCUGAACUAGUGAUUAUAGUCUGUGGUGGAAUAUGUUUAAUAGUUGUGCUAUCUAUUUCAGUGCAAUGGCUGGAGAAGAAGAGCAAAGCAUUUGAACCAACUUAUUUAUACACCAUGGAAAAGGGUUUCUUCUUGCUACCCGAAGAAGCAAAAUCUAGGCAUAAUAUACGCACUGUUAACAUUAGUAUAUCAGCCCGGCAUCCCUGCUUUGGAAACAGUGCCAUAGUGCCUGCUUAUGAAGCAAUUUUCCCAUCAGCAAAAAAGCUGAAGUUAAUUUCCGAGGACCUCUGUAGGGAUAUGAGGGAUUUACUUUCAGCUCCCUUGGUUAAACAACUUCUCAUAAACAGAGUUGUUGGAUAUGACACCAUACUGAUGAAUAGUUUAUUGAGUUCUCCUGGUCAAGGGUACCUUUAUAACUUCCAAACAAAAGAGCUUUAUAAUCUUAGUUAUGCACAUGAGCCGCAGGAAGGUCAUGCAAGCUGUGGAGACUAUCUUGUGACCAAGUGCGGUGUGCUUAUGAUGUCACUGUUUGUUUUCUUCACCACCACGAUGUCAGUAUCGUUUACAUUAAGAGAGACACAAACUCGCAUGCUGAAAUUUACAGUGCAGCUUCAACACCAUGCUCGACAUCGGCUGCCAACCUUCCAGCUGAUCUUUGUGCAUGUGAUUGAGUCACUUGUAUUUGUACCUAUAAUGAUUGGCAUCUUAUUUUUCCUGUUCGAGUUUUACAGUGAUCAGCUAUUGGCUUUCAUGGUCUUAAUCCUUGUUUGGUUGUGUGAACUGUUCACACUGAUCAGUGUCCGCACGCCAAUAUCAAUGAAGUUUUUUCCUCGUUUCUUCUUGCUAUAUUUUCUGGUUUUCCACAUCUACUUCUUUUCCUACGCUUAUGGUUUUUCAUAUUUGGCUCUCUCCACAGCUGCAGCAUUUAUGCAACACCUCAUUCUAUACUUCUGGAACCGUUUUGAGGGCUCUUCUCAGGUACCAACUCUCCAAAGGUUCAUGCAAAACCGGCGUUCACAGCUUCAGCAACACCCAGACUUCCAUAUCACCUCGUCUACCAUCCUUGCAUCGACUUUACACAUCACUAGAUUGAACACUAGGAACCAAGGUUCAUUCAAUGCAGACAUGGCCUCUGGGCCUGCAUUAAGACCUGGUUCUGGCCAAGCAAUACCCACCAAUGGAAUAGGGGAUCCUGGGCUUGGACAACCCUUGGAAAAUGACAACCCAGAAAGAGUAGCCAACCCUAUGCAGAAUCCAGGUCAGGUGGAUCUUCGGCAAUCAGAAACCGGUCCCAACUCCGGGUCCCUGAAUUCGUUUAGUUCACUGUUGUUAUGGAUCUUAGGUGGGGCUUCUUCUGAAGGUCUUAACUCAUUCCUUUCCAUUUUUAGAGAUGCGAGAGACCAAGGACAGGUUUAUGCUGAAACUCCCGGACCCGAAAACCGUGCAACUCAAGAUGUUGCACAACAAUAG
This is a messenger RNA of Dovyalis caffra, 2292 nucleotides long. The record is from the annotation of a GenBank genome assembly. Lineage: Eukaryota; Viridiplantae; Streptophyta; Magnoliopsida; Malpighiales; Salicaceae.